This is a messenger RNA of Vicia villosa (hairy vetch), 463 nucleotides long. RefSeq names its product putative zinc finger A20 and AN1 domain-containing stress-associated protein 8. Lineage: Eukaryota; Viridiplantae; Streptophyta; Magnoliopsida; Fabales; Fabaceae. Bases 47 to 463 code for a protein of 138 amino acids. The record is from RefSeq and is a predicted model, not a curated record. Gene Ontology annotation, molecular function: DNA binding; zinc ion binding. The transcript has a single exon.
AUUGAUCUAUUUCACUUUUUCUCGAGUCAAAACUAAGUGAAAUAACAUGGAGCCAUCACUUUGUGCCAAUGGUUGUGGAUUUUAUGGAUCUCCUUCAAACAAGAAUCUAUGUUCAAAGUGUUUCAACCAAUAUGUCAAAGAAAAUAUUGCUAAAUUUAGCGAGAAUGAAUCAACAUCUUCUUAUCUUUCAAAGAAUCUUAGUACUAAUGAUAUUUACGAUGGUGUGGAAGCUAUUUCUCUCAAUGACAACGAAAACAUGAAGAAGAAGAAAAAUAGGUGCAAGAGUUGCAACAAGAAAGUGGGACUUAUAGGGUUCGAGUGUCGUUGUGGAGAUGUGUUUUGUGGAAUGCAUAGAUAUCCAGAAGAACAUACUUGCAAAGUGAAUUUAAAGAAUAUUGGUCGCCAAGUAUUAGAAAAACAAAACCCUUUAUGUAUGAGUGAUAAAUUAGAACACCGUAUCUAA